ACCACCUAUACUCCCCUAUAAUGUAGUAUUCUUAUAAUUUGUCUAAUUUUUUUCAAUUUAUCUAAUUUUUAUAAUUUAUCUAAAAAUUUUAAUUUGUCUAUUUCACAUAUAUGGCGCCAAGAAAGACUACUAAACCUGCUGAGGUUAAGAAGGCAGUAGAACCCAAAACAAAAAAAACCACAAAAACAACUAAACCUGCUGCCAAACCCAAGACCACCGUAAAAACUAAAAAAGUAACUUCUAAAAAGAAGCCCACAGAAGAUGAAAACUCAGUUACCAGCGACCAGGAACAAUCAUCAGAACAAGAAUACUCAAAUCACGACGCAUCAGAUGGCUACGUUGAUUAUCAGGAAAACGAAGUCAAUGAACUAACUGAGGAAGUUCCUCUUGAAGAAACUAACCAGGAUCAUUCAGACGGUGAAGACCAUAAGAGUUCUCUUGACGAUGAGAAGAUCAACGCUAACAGAAUUUUUAUUACCAGAAUUGCAUUUGAAGCCACUAAAGAUGAUCUCGAAGAUUACUUCAAAAAGUUUGGAACGGUUUAUGACGCUUACUGCCCAAGACAGAAUAACUACAGUGGGCUAAACAAGGGUUUCGGAUUCAUAUCAUUUGAAAACGAGGAUUCCAUACGGAAGGUGUUUGAGUCUGGCCCACAUGUUAUAAUGGGUCGAGAGGUAAUAGUAGAUAGAGCAACGGGUACAAAAUACCAUUCAAGUGACUAUAAGCGUCUAGAGUACUCAUCUCAAUCAGGUCCAAAGAGACAUUAUCCGCCUCCGCACAGAAGAUUCAGAGAUUACUAUCCCGACAGUUACAGAUACAAGAGGCACUAUGACUCGUAUCCAGACUAUCCCAGUAAGUAUCCGAGGAGAGAACGGCACUACGAACGUGAUUCAUAUUACCAGAGUGUCCCUCCAUACAGACAAAGUUCCAAUUCUUCCACAUUUGAUCCGAAUAAACCAGUCAGUUUCGUCUUUUCUGGCUCCAGAAACGAGAGUAGAAAUGAACCUUACUCAAGAACAUUUUCAGACACACCAAGAACCUAUUCAGACGCACCAAAAACAUAUUCAGAUGGAUCGCGAACAUAUUCUAACGGGUCGAGAAAUGGUCGAGACAGGAGUAUUCCAAAACUGUUUGUCGGUCGCAUCGCGUUCGAAACGAGUGUUCACAGUCUCAGGACAUACUUUUCUCAGUUCGGAGAGGUCAUUGACGUGUAUAUUCCAAAGGAUCCACACACCCAAAAGGGGAAAGGGUUCGGUUUCAUCACUUUUGCAAACAAAAAUUCCAUCCAUUCCGCACUAGAUCCUAGCCUGAAACAUGUCGUCGACGGAAGAGAAAUCAUCGUUGAUUACGCUGACGUACACAGCAGAAGGAUUUAG
Messenger RNA from Theileria parva strain Muguga, 1376 nucleotides. RefSeq lists its product as uncharacterized. The transcript is spliced from 5 exons. Gene Ontology annotation, molecular function: RNA binding. Bases 111 to 1376 code for a protein of 421 amino acids. The record is from RefSeq and is a predicted model, not a curated record. Lineage: Eukaryota; Apicomplexa; Aconoidasida; Piroplasmida; Theileriidae.